UCGUAAAUGAAGUUUUAUUACGAUAGAAAGAUGUAAUGUGUGUCGCACAAUUUACCUGCUAGCAUAACUUUUCCUGUGAUCUACUUCUUCGACUGAUGAUACCGACAUUGUUGCAGGACACGCACAUUUCCUGAUGACGCGAAUGCUACUACGAGGUCACAGAAGCAUCCUCCCAAUACUACGAGGUCACAAGAACAAAGACACGAGAAAGGACUGCUGACCGUAGGGAUAUCUGAUGACGUCAUGGAUUUUUACACGCACGCGAUGCACUCGGAUGCAGCAUAAUAUAUAUAUGCCAUAUAAUGCGUAAAGAGGACAAAUGAACACGACUCACUGUUUUGAAUAUGAGCGGGAAACCAAAAUCGAUAAUCGAGAAGUUCGAGAGAUCGAUUGCACUGCGAGAUAUCGAGGAACCAGGAAGCGCAGAAAAAAGAAACAUAUGUUCAAGAAAAUUUUCUCACAAAGGAAUUGUGCAUGUAUUAACGUUCUCUCAACAAUUUUAUACACUUUCUACAUUUCAAAUGAAUAAUACAAAAUAAACAUUUAGAGAAUGAAAAAUUGCGACAAACAAUAAGAUUUUUCCACUUAUAUUCACUCGUGUAAUAUAUUGAUUUUUGCCCAACAUCCUGACGAUUUCGAGACGUCCUGUAUACCGGGUGCCCGAGCCUCUACGUUCGCUCCUGAGGAAUAUUCAGCAUUCCUCUGGAUGGGAGAAAACAUAUCAUCGGUUCAUGGCGAUCGCGAAUACGCUGUGCGGAGUAAACCUGGUGCUGCGAACGUCGUAAAGAUAUCGCGACGAGGAUGAGCGAGUCUGCACCGAGUAAUUCUGCGUGUUCCACGUAAAGCUCUGUGUCCCAUCUCUUCUUCUCUCCCUCUUUGUAUUUUUCGCAGACGCGCUCCCUCUUGUAUGUACAAUUUGUAUGUGGUGGUCUUGCCUCUGUCUCGCGAGCGAAGAGAUGUAACGAGUGAUGUAACGAUGGCAUCGUCUCGACGGAGCGAAUCCACGAGUGCCUCUGCGACAGAUCAGGCUGCUGUAUAUCGCUGCACGUCACUUUGAUAACCAGCCCCAGGAGCGAGAUGUCCCGAUACGAUUCUACAAUGGACCGAGAGACGCUCGAAUUAUCGGCCAGUCGAAUCUCGCUGCGGCUGAUAAGAAUCGCGCGCACGAUUUAAUCUUGCGGGUCUCAAGUCAUGCAGCGAUUUCAUAAGACAUUCUUACUCCGGAGCUUUAUCGCGUCUGAUACCGAAUACAGCUUGUGAUGACAGAAGCAGACUGACCCAUAUUUUUUUCUAAUAUUGGUAGCAGUACGAUGUAUGUCUCAGGAAGUUCAUACAUAAUGCAUGUAGUAUCUGCAAAAUUAUGAACAAGAAUCUUCUACGGUCUAAUUAUUGAACGAAAAAAGAAGCGAAGAAAAUGAACAGGACAGAAGGCACAGACGCCGGCAAGGGUUGGCGCGAAUGUGCCAGCUGGUUGACGAGAUGCGGCGCGUUACGAGCGGAUCACAAAGCCAAUUGGGCACAGGCGACGGCAUUUGACCUGGCCUACACGUUGCGAGACGGUGUCUUGCUUUGCAAUUUACUGAACAUUGUGGAUUCAGGCUGUAUAGACGUGAAGGACGUGAAUCAGAAGCCGCAGAUGGCACAGUUCCUCUGUUUGCGUAACAUAAAAGUGUUCCUAUCAGCAUGCUCGAGCGUUUUCGGCCUCACCGACUCGGAACUCUUUGAACCGUCCAUGCUGUUCGAUCUAUCUAAUUUCCAUCGCGUUCUCUGCACGCUUUCCGCCUUAUCCAACUGUUUACGGUUCAGGCGAAAGGGUAUACUUGGAUUUUCUGUUGGUCAUGGAAGAUCACAGGAAGACAUUUAUAAGGACUUACAAAGUGCUGGCGUAGGCCGCGAGGAUGAGGGUCGCCGAAGAAGGUUUAGAAGACGGGAGGGUGACGAAACGGGCGGCGGAGGAGAUAACGAAGACCCAGUCGGCGAGGAGGACGGAUACGGAGCUUUUUGCAGUCACGCGCAAAGCGAGGAAAUCUACCAGGAUCUUUGUAGUCUACAUUUACCGCCUCCUCCGUCCGUUGCUCAGGACGGUGCCAUUUCCGGAGGGGAGAAAAGGGAUUAUGUGAUCCAGGAGCUUGUAGAGACCGAGCGAAAUUACACGGAUGUUCUCAGUAGUUUACUCAGGAAUUUUGCUCGACCGCUGUCAUCAUUAUUUCGACCCGAGGACUCUGCGCGUAUUUUCUUCGGCAUCAAGGAACUCGCGGAGAUCCACGUGGGGUUCCACAGUCAGCUGCGCAAGGCGCGAAAUGGCGCCGCGCUUGCCCAAGUUUUUCUGGACUGGCGGGAGAAAUUUCUUAUUUACGGCGACUACUGCGCGAAUCUUACCCUUGCGCAAAAUACUCUGCAGGAAAUCUGCGCGCGUAACGAAGUAGUCAAUCAAGAAGUUAUUAGAUGUCAACAAGAAGCUAAUAACGGUAAAUUCAAGCUACGUGAUAUACUAUCUGUGCCGAUGCAGAGGGUGCUCAAGUACCACUUGCUGUUGGACAAGUUAGUAGAAGAAACUCCACGUGAAUGGGUUGAGGAUUGCCGUGCGCUGACGAAGGCGAGGGAAGUAAUGGUCGAUGUCGCUCAGUAUAUAAACGAAGUAAAACGCGAUUCUGACACACUGGAUAUCAUCAAGGAUAUUCAAGCGUCGAUAAUCGAUUGGGAUGUACCCGAAGACGCACAGUUGAAAGAUUUCGGCCGAUUACUUCGUGACGGCGAGUUGAAGGUGAAGGCUCACAACGAUCACCGAAUAAAGGCUCGUUACGCGUUUGUAUUCGAGCAAGUAGUAUUGAUUUGCAAAGCGGGCAGAGGAGACCAGUAUUGUUAUCGGGAAACUUUACGAUUAGACGAUUAUAGAUUAGAGGAUCCUAUAGGACGAAAAACCUUGGGUAGAGAUUCGCGUUGGUCCUAUCAAUGGAUACUUGUACAAAAGCAGGGAAGCACGGCCUACACAUUAUACGCAAGAACGGAGGAGCAGAAGUUGAUGUGGAUAAAGGCGUUGCAAGACGCGAUGGAUAAUGUCAAUCCCGCGGCCUGUCGCAAUACUAAUCACAAGUUCAAAUUGACGACGUUCGAUGCUCCUAGGAGCUGUCAACGAUGCGGAAAGUUUCUCAAGGGCCGCAUAUUCCAAGGUUACAAGUGCGAGAUAUGUCGCCUAGCUGUACACAAACAAUGCAUCGCGCAUUCGGGUCGUUGUGUGCCUACGGCGCCGCUAUUGACACCGCCUCCACCGCUACCCUGCGAACGCGCGCUCGCCGUGAAGCUGUGGUUUGUUGGAGAGAUGGGAAGAGAUGCAGCGUCUAACAAAUUGGAAUCUCGCGAAGACGGCACGUACAUGUUGCGUGUCCGUCCAGCUGGACAACCACGUCUUAAAUAUGAAACUAAUUACGCGCUUAGUAUCAAAGCGGAAGGAGCAGUAAAACAUAUUCGAGUGUUCAAACGUGAUGUGGACGGUGCGGAUCUAUAUUAUCUCAGCGAGUCCCGAUUUUUCAAAAGCGUCGUCGAGUUGGUCGAGUAUUAUGAGCGGGCGUCGUUAUCGGAAAACUUUGAAAAACUGGAUCAGCGUCUUUUGUGGCCGUAUCGACGAGUCCUAGCUAAGGCACGAUUUGACUUUCGCAGCACCGAACGUAAUCAAUUGAGCCUGCGACGCGGUUGUCGCAUCGUAGUCCUAAGCAAGGAGGGCGAUGCCAAAGGAUGGUGGAAGGGUAAAAUAGGCGAUCAAGUAGGAUUCUUUCCAAAAGAUUAUGUGGAAGAAGAGUAGAACUAUUAAAAAUUAUUUAGAUCAUUGCCUAUAUAGAAUUUAAAAAAUUGUAA
Messenger RNA from Nylanderia fulva, 3852 nucleotides. RefSeq names its product Vav guanine nucleotide exchange factor (gene Vav). Gene Ontology annotation, cellular component: cytoplasm. The record is from RefSeq and is a predicted model, not a curated record. Gene Ontology annotation, molecular function: protein binding; guanyl-nucleotide exchange factor activity. NCBI's taxonomy places the organism in Eukaryota, Metazoa, Arthropoda, Insecta, Hymenoptera, Formicidae. Gene Ontology annotation, biological process: cell migration; regulation of GTPase activity.